AUGACACGAAAAUCGCUCAGUCGGUUACAUCACUCCGAUGAUGCGAUUCGAAUCCCCUACCUGGCGAAUCGUAGAAUACUUCGAUCUCUCCUUCCUUCGACUCUUCUGUUACAACACAAUGUCUUUUCGAGUUUAAGUGGCUUCGUGAGAAAGGGUCGGUUUGGGGAGAAGAAAGUCCGAGAAAAGGAGAAAAAUGGCAGGUUGAAGUGUUCCGGUUGGAGGUUGAGGACUUGA
Messenger RNA from Nezara viridula (southern green stink bug), 234 nucleotides. Lineage: Eukaryota; Metazoa; Arthropoda; Insecta; Hemiptera; Pentatomidae. The record is from the annotation of a GenBank genome assembly.